Messenger RNA from Rhodotorula toruloides NP11, 975 nucleotides. RefSeq lists its product as uncharacterized. NCBI's taxonomy places the organism in Eukaryota, Fungi, Basidiomycota, Microbotryomycetes, Sporidiobolales, Sporidiobolaceae. The transcript is spliced from 3 exons. The coding region runs from base 1 to 975 and encodes 324 amino acids. The record is from RefSeq and is a predicted model, not a curated record.
AUGAGCAUCGAGACGCUGCCUGUCGAGCUCCUCGAGCACAUCAUCGAAGCCGCCGUCCCGUCCGUCACCGACCGCGACACCCGAUGGAGGCGCAUCGCUCAGCGUGCGCUGUUCGCCGAGGCCGGUCUCACGACUCCCCGCGCGACGCAAGCUUUCCUCGCCACGACCGCUCAGUACCCUCACUUCGCGAACCAUGUUCGGCUUUGCAAGGUCUACCACUUCGGCAAGGUUACCGACGCAACCUUCCGCUCGUUCCGCUCACUCAGGGAAGUCUACGUCGGGAAGGGUGGCAAAGUAGAUAUCGCAAUCUUGGCUGGUCUGCCUCAACUCGAGAUAUUCAGCGUAUGGCUUGCGCUGGUGACCUGUACGGGCAAUCCUGCGUCGACAAUCUUUCCCGCUUUGAGGAUCCUUUCGAGUUGUUUCGCCGAGUGGGACGACAUGGCGCGUCAGCUCUUCUCGCCUGCCCAUCUUCCCGCCAUACAGGGCCUUGCGCUCUACCACGACGACAGAGCAGGCGGAUCUGAGUGGGGUCUCGAGCGACGGCCGUGGACGGCCGAUUUUUCCGCCUUCCCGCCUUCUCUCCGGCUCGUGGUCAGCAUCAGCACACAGUACAUCCUCGACACUCGACACGAAAUCCUCCACGAGACGGACAUUGGCGAGCUGUAUGAUGCUCUCGAUGCGGGAAUCUUCGUCAACGGCUUGCGCGUGGCGGACGUUCAGCAUCUCCGCAUUUUCGAGAUCUGCUACGACAUGGAAGGGCAGGAGGACGGCUACGAGCAGCUGCGCCACCUCGUCAAGCAGAUGCCCCAGCUCAAGUCGCUCUUCAUCUCCAACGAGGAAAUGCCUUCCACCGAUGCCAGCCUUCGCGAUUUCAUCAAGUACGUCAAGCAGCGAGGGAUCAGGUAUGUGGAAAUGGGACAUGACGACCAACAUCUGGAGGGAUCGGUCAUUCCGCCGCAGUGGCUGGAGAUGUAA